AUGGACGGAGGCAAGAGGGUCUGGGUGCCCCACACUACCGAGGGCUUCACCUUGGGCCGCAUUGUGGAUAUAGGAGCUGAUACCAUUAGCAUUGAACCAUUUAAUGCUCCAGGAACUAUCAUCAACUCUCUGUACGACAGAACAUUUCCAGCAGAGGAGUAUGACAACAAAGAUGUGGAAGAUAACU
Molecule: messenger RNA, 187 nt
Organism: Candidula unifasciata
Lineage: Eukaryota; Metazoa; Mollusca; Gastropoda; Stylommatophora; Geomitridae
Source: the annotation of a GenBank genome assembly